AUGAAGGGAGCGUUUUCUGCAGCGUUCAGCACCAAGGCUGAAAAGGCGUCAGAAGAGCUUCGGGUGCGGAGAGAGCUGGCGCAGGAGAACAUGGAGUCACUUGUGCUGCUCCUGCAAGCGAAGUCAGUCUCGGAACAGAAGCUCCACGAGGAUCUGAAGAGGAUGGAAGAAAAGCACCAGCUCGAGGUAGACUUGCUCAAGUCCGAGGCAGAGCAGCGGGAAUUCGAGCUGCACGACCGGAUAGCUCAGUCAGAAAUUCAAAUCUCAAGGCUGAAAUCCGAGCUGAAGCUGAAGAGAGUGGAAUGUGAGAACCAGGAGAAGCUGGAGAGCAGCAGCUCGAACCUGGCGCAGAGGAUGGCGUUCAAAGAGGAGCUGCUGAAGAACGAGCUGGACCGAGCGCACGAUGACAAGCAGCGGCACAUCAAGUUCCUGCAGGAGCAGUGGCGCAAAAGAUAG
Guillardia theta CCMP2712 is the source of this 456-nucleotide messenger RNA. RefSeq lists its product as hypothetical. The transcript has a single exon. Bases 1 to 456 code for a protein of 151 amino acids. The record is from RefSeq and is a predicted model, not a curated record. NCBI's taxonomy places the organism in Eukaryota, Cryptophyceae, Pyrenomonadales, Geminigeraceae.